Molecule: messenger RNA, 1062 nt
Organism: Annulohypoxylon maeteangense
Lineage: Eukaryota; Fungi; Ascomycota; Sordariomycetes; Xylariales; Hypoxylaceae
Product: metal-dependent protein hydrolase
Exons: 1
Coding region: 1-1062 (353 amino acids)
Cellular component (GO): cytoplasm; nucleus
Source: RefSeq, a predicted model, not a curated record
AUGGCUGAAAACGCAGCGAAGCGACUGAAGACCUCCGAAGGCAGCGGCGUCCGCAUCGGCACGCACAACGGGCACUUCCACGCCGACGAAGCUCUGGCCGUCUACAUGCUACGUCUGCUCCCCACCUACGCCAACAGCUCGCUCGUACGAACGCGGGACCCGGCACUGCUCGAGACAUGCCACACAGUCGUCGACGUAGGCGGCGAGUACGACGCGACGCGCAACCGGUACGACCACCACCAACGCACCUUCACCACGACCUUCCCGGGCCGCGCAACGAAGCUAUCGAGCGCCGGGCUCGUGUACAUGCACUUCGGGCGCGCGAUCAUCGCGCAGCAGAUGCAGAAAGCGGAAGACAGCGCCGAGGUCAGCGUGCUCUGGAACAAGAUCUACGAGUCCUUCAUCGAAGCCCUGGACGCGCACGACAACGGGAUAUCCUCGUACGACCCCGUGAAAGUCGCCGAAGCAGGGUUAGAGAAGCGGUUUAGCACGGGAGCAUUCACGCUGGGCGCGAUGGUCGGCCGGCUGAACCCGAACUGGAACGACCCUAGGCCCGCGGAUAAGGUGGAGGCGCAGGCGGCGGAGGAUGCGAGGUUCGUGAUGGCGAGUCAGCGUAUCGGCGAGGAGUUCUCGCGGGACCUGCAGUUCUAUACUAGUGCGUGGUUGCCUGCGCGCACUAUCGUGCAGGAGGCGUACUCCAAGCGGAUGCAAUAUGACCCCGAGGGCCGUAUUAUGGUGUUCGAGGGGCAGUCUGUGCCCUGGAAAGACCACCUGUACACCCUGGAAGAGGAAGACGGGACGGAUAAGAAGGUGCUCUACGUGCUGUACCCAGAGAGCCCGACGCCGGGUGCGGUGUGGAGGAUCCAAGCGGUGCCCGAAACCGAGAGCUCGUUCCAGAGCCGGAAGGCGCUUCCAGAACCAUGGAGAGGUGCGCGGGACGCGCAGCUCGACGAGGUUUCGGGGAUCCCUGGUGGUAUCUUCGUGCACGCGGCGGGUUUUAUUGGAGGGAAUAAGACAUUUGAUGGCGCAAAGGCGUUAGCGGAUAAGGCCUGCGCAUUUUAA